AUGAUUUUGGAAAGCAGCAGCUACUUUUUAGCACAAUUUGGUCCCCAGACGCUACAGAGGAGUGUGAAUGGGUUCUCCCCAGCGAGGGAAGGGGGAGAGCUGACGCUAGGCCUUUUUUCCCCUUUUACCUGUUUUUUUUUUUCUCUUUCACUCAACCUUUCCUUCUCUGUCUCUUGGCUCUCUCCCAAACCUAGGUACCAUUACCCAGUGCCUAAGGUAUUUUAUGUGCAGCUGACAGUGGGGAGCAACGAGUUUAUCGGAGAGGGGCGGACUCGCCAAGCUGCCCGACACAAUGCGGCCAUGAAAGCCCUUCAGGCCCUGAAGAACGAACCCAUUCCAGAAAGACCAACUCAGUGUUCAGAGGAGAAGAAAGAAACAGAGGAAAACAGCGAUGCAAGUAAAUCUGAGAUCAGUCUGGUCUAUGAGAUCGCCCUGAAGAGGAACCUGCCUGUUAGUUUUGAGGUGCUGAAGGAGAGUGGACCCCCACACAUGAAGAGUUUCCUCACACGCGUGACGGUGGGGGAGUUCUCGGCCGAGGGUGAGGGGAAUAGUAAGAAACUCUCCAAAAAGAGAGCAGCUCUCUCCAUCUUACAGGAACUGAAGACACUGCCAGUCCUUCCUGUGGUAGAGAAACCCAAAGUGCAUUACAAGAAGCGGCCCAAGACCAUAUUAAAGACAGGACCAGAAUACGGACAGGGCAUGAACCCUAUUAGCAGACUGGCUCAGAUUCAACAGGCCAAAAAGGAGAAGGAGCCCGAAUAUAUGCUGCUUUCAGAGAGAGGAAUGCCCCGCCGUAGAGAAUUCAUCAUGCAGGUGAAAGUAGGUACCGAGGUCACUACAGGAACUGGUCCCAAUAAGAAAGUGGCCAAGCGUAAUGCAGCGGAGGCCAUGCUUCUUCAACUGGGCUACAAGGCGUCUACACCAUUACAGAACACACCGGAAAAGAUGGACAACAAAGGCUGGAAUGGACAAAGGGCUGCUUUUCCUGAAACAACAACCAACACUCAAAAAGGAAUUCUUCACCUCUCCCCGGAUGUGUAUCAAGAAAUGGAAGCAAGCAGGAAUAAGGGAGUCCCUGGUUCCCCUGGAAACUAUCUGACACCCAAAGACAUUGGCCAAGGUUCCGCAGGGCCAUUCUACACCCCAUCAGUGGGAAACACCGCAGCCAUUGCGAGAGAGCUGCUCCUGAGCGGGACGUCACCCACCGCUGAGGCCCUGGUCCUGAAGGGGAAAGCACCUGCUUUGGCCUGUGGCUCCAUCCAGCCUUCCCAGCAGCUGGAGUAUUUAGCCCAUAUUCAAGGCUUCCAGGUGCAAUACUCAGAUCGGCAAACUGACAAAGAGUUCAUGACCUACCUGACCCUCUCACCUGUGCAGAUGACUUUCCACGGCAUUGGGAGCUCCAUUCCAGCUAGCCAUGACCAGGCUGCUCUUAGUGCCUUGAAACAGCUGUCAGAACAAGGACUGGACCCAGUGGAUGGACCAAUCGAGGUGGAAAAUGGAUCAUGUGACAUCCAAGCGAAACGUCUGGCCGAGAGGACAGAUAACAAACCGACUAACUCAGGCACCACUGCUCAGGACUGCAAGGAUUCAAAGGCCGUCGUCUAGGAGCUGAUCCCACCCUUCUGCCCCGAAAGCCCCCACGACCGCCGCUGCAUCCUUCUACACGUGUCAACAUGCAAUAUGGUGGAUGUGUCCCAUGAAUACGAAAUGACAAAAAAAAAAUGCAUUCUUUGAGUCUAUGUGAAGACAACACUAUCUUAACACAACAUUUAUUUACUCUCGAGUUAACUAAAAAGAGCAAGCAAGUGAACUUAAAAAAAAUUGAUAAAAAUGUAAUGCAUGGUAAUGUUUGAAAAUCAAGGGAAAUUUCCCCAUUUAAUAGAUGUUUGAAUAUUAUUUUCACCUUGCCUCGAAGUGAUAUGGAUUUAAACAGGCUUAUGUCAUGCCAUUAGUAUAAACAAAACAUUAUUGGGGAAAACAAAGUUGUGUAUCUUAGUUGGGGGGGUUAUAUUAUUUUCCUUUUCUCUUUAAUCUAUGAAUAAUAAUGCUUGAGUAUUUAAGUAUUAACCAAUGCCAGUGCUGUGAAGUCGUAGUUGUUGUCUUCAUAUAUAGUCACCCUGCUUACCGUGUAUGCUGACAUAAAGCAUUCAUCUAUCUAUAUGGAUGUACAUGACUUGUAGAAAAUCAUACGCAGAGGAAAAGAAAAACAUAUACUACGAGUGUAAACCAAUGGAUAAAGCUGAUGCUAGAGGUGAACAGCACAGGAUCACGGCGAAACAGCUGAUACACGGUAUCCAGUUGAACAAACUUGCCUCUUGCCUUCUAUAAAGUUCCUUGAAAUGAGAAUUUCAUUCAAGAUUCUUGACAGAAACACAAGAGGCCCUGCGUAGUGAUCCGUGCCUCUUUAGCAAAGUCCUGUUUGAUGAUUGUUCUCUUCUUCCUUCGGUUUUGUCCAGCACAUCUACACCUAUGUUGUGUGUUGUAUUGACUCGAUACAUCAACUGAGUGCUUUUAAGGACUGCAUUCUGGAGAAAAGAGAGGCUAUAGACAGGCUGUCUUUUCGAAACGAAAGAGUCGUAGAAUUAUCUGAAACUGGUAACUCACUGGAAGAGUGUUUUUCUCUCCCUUAAGAUAUACAGUUUCAUAACAGACUUGUCAGUUACUUAAAAUGCAGUAAAAUCACAUCAGUUCAUGUUGAAA
Molecule: messenger RNA, 2700 nt
Organism: Pimephales promelas (fathead minnow)
Lineage: Eukaryota; Metazoa; Chordata; Actinopteri; Cypriniformes; Leuciscidae
Source: RefSeq, a predicted model, not a curated record